Molecule: messenger RNA, 956 nt
Organism: Drosophila serrata
Lineage: Eukaryota; Metazoa; Arthropoda; Insecta; Diptera; Drosophilidae
Gene: e(r)
Product: enhancer of rudimentary
Source: RefSeq, a predicted model, not a curated record
AUGUCUUUCCCAUCCCUACUGGCAAAUAAAACGCCAAGACCGGGCCCUAAAUUUGUCGUAUUAAAGAAUUAAAACACAAAACAAUAAAUAACUGAAUUCUCAAAAUCAAACAGAAAAACUACUACUACAGCGCAUAAAACACACAUCAAGAGUCUCGGACUUCAUAAGCAAUCGGUACUUAGAAAAAGAUAAUAUUAAUAAUACACCACAGGCAUAAAGAACUAUUUCUCAAGAACAAAAAACAGGACAAUUUACAAUGAAUUUCAAGUCUAAUAACGAUUUAUGUGGCAAACCACAUAACCAAUGUACGUUUUAAGUGCUCCAGUUUAACCCAAAGAACACCAUGUCGCACACAAUCCUAUUGGUGCAGCCGGGCGUUCGCCCAGAAACGCGCACCUACUGCGAUUUCGAGAGCGUAAACGAGUGCAUGGAGGGCGUCUGCAAGAUAUACGAGGAGCAUCUGAAGCGGCGCAAUCCGAACACCCCAACUAUCACCUACGACAUUAGCCAAUUGUUCGACUUCAUCGACACUCUGAUGGACAUCAGCUGCAUGGUGUAUCAGAAGAGCACCAACACUUACGCCCCGUACAAUAAAGACUGGAUCAAGGAGAAGAUCUAUGUGCUGCUACGCCAGGCGGCCUUUAGCCCCAAUGCCUAGGAUACCAAAACAAGUAAUAAUAACGUAACUAACCGGCAGUUAAACUAAGAGACACCAUUAACUUAACGGAGGACAAGAGUACACACCACCGUCACCACACCAGCCACAUGAGGAGAAUUGGGGAAAUGGAAAAUGCAACUCCCAGACUCGAACAUGAAACCAAACUACGAUCGAUGAUAUAUCUUGGAUCUGGUGCCGAGGACGAUUAAAUACAAAGAGAAAAUGCAACUGUUUAACUUAGUAAUGGAAACCCUAUUUUACAACUACUAAUAUAAUGUAUAUAUAUACACUCAAUUGA